Molecule: messenger RNA, 565 nt
Organism: Magnolia sinica
Lineage: Eukaryota; Viridiplantae; Streptophyta; Magnoliopsida; Magnoliales; Magnoliaceae
Product: protein RESPONSE TO LOW SULFUR 3-like
Exons: 1
Coding region: 69-428 (119 amino acids)
Biological process (GO): cellular oxidant detoxification
Source: RefSeq, a predicted model, not a curated record
UCCCACCCCAAAAAAACCAGCGAAUCCUCAAAGCAUUUUCCCGUUCAUAUUCCUCGAAUAUUCCGGCAAUGGCUCCAGGCAUAGCCGUCCCCGUUCCUCGCCCCCAUGUCUGCGGGUUUUCCGAUACGAGGAAGGCAUCGAUGAAGGCCGAUCUCGGAAUAGAAGAAUCGCUGAAGAGGAGAAACGAAGAGCUGGAAAUGGAGCUGAGGAAGAGCGCCGAGAGAGAGGAGAAGAUGAAAGAGGAAUUGCGGAAAACAAAGGAGAGAUUAAGAUACGUAGAAGAGGCGGAGGAGAGGCUCUGUUCUCAGCUUGGAGAGCUGGAAGCAGAGGCCGUCGAUCAGGCACGUUCCUAUUACGAGCAGAUCCGUGCGUUGAAGGAGCAGCUCUCGCACGCGCAGAAGCUGUUGCACGCGCGGGAAGCUAGAUGAAAGCAAUCUAGGUCGGUACUCGGUCGUGGUAGGGCUUUUGUUGGAAUUUUGGAGGUUUUGAAGGAUUGCGUUGUGAUUUGAUUGUAAUGUUGAAGGGUAUAAUGUAAUUAUAAUUGAUUUCGAGGCCUUUAUUGUAA